Necator americanus (New World hookworm) is the source of this 4944-nucleotide messenger RNA. RefSeq lists its product as uncharacterized. The coding region runs from base 1 to 4944 and encodes 1647 amino acids. Gene Ontology annotation, molecular function: calcium ion binding. The transcript is spliced from 39 exons. NCBI's taxonomy places the organism in Eukaryota, Metazoa, Nematoda, Chromadorea, Rhabditida, Ancylostomatidae. The record is from RefSeq and is a predicted model, not a curated record. Gene Ontology annotation, biological process: cell-matrix adhesion.
AUGGAAACCGCCCGACAUGACCUCGAACCAACUGUAACUUCGCUGGCUGCAAUCCAGGCUGCUUCGAACGGGCAGCAGCGAUUAGAGGGAAUAAUGCGCCUCAAACUAUUAUUACUGUCUUCUAUACCGUUAAUAUGGACGCAAACACAGUUGCUGGACUAUGGUGAGCGAGCCGGAGAUCAAAGCCUGGAUUUCUCAGACGGGCAACAUGCGGUUGCUAUUGACGUCCCAAUGGUAUAUAUGGAGACUCCUUAUAGUGAAUUAUACAUUUCUCCGAAUGGAAUAGUCGGUUUUGGAGAACGAUUGCCGGAUGGGGUGGCACCGUUGCAGAAGUUAAACCGAAGCGCGAUUGCUACUUUCUACGCUCCGGCCAGCGAAGGAAUAAUCUACUACAGGUCGACAUCGUCCGAUCAGCGGCUUCUUCGUCGCCUUACUGAUUACAUCCAUAAGACGUUUGCUGAUAGUUCAGAUUUUCAAACAUUACAAGCAAUGAUUGUCACAUGGGAUGGAAUCCAGAACAAGGAACAGGACGGAGGCGCCACAUUUCAGCUGGCACUCGCAUCCGAUGGUAUGAUAACGUAUGCCCUCAUGCAAUUUCUCAAGUUGCCGUGGUCGGCAUCCGGAGGGAUUUAUGCGCAAAGCGGAUUUACCAUGCCAGAUGGCCGCUAUCAAAGUAACACAAAUUCGGGAGGUCCUGAUGUGAAAGAACUUGUUGGGCUGUCAAACAAUCCAGAAGGAACAUCGUUCAUUUUCCGAGUAUCUGGUUCAGCCAUAGAAGACCCGAGGGAAAACGCUGAAGACUAUGAAUACACGAAUUACGACCAGACAGAUUACGACGGUGACGAGAGGAAACCACCAGCUGACUGCCCUGUAGAUCCAUACAGUGACAGAUGUCCAGACGGAUGCAACAUUCUCACAGAUGAGCGUAUGUGCUCAAAAUGUGUGUGCGCAGAACCACCUGCAGAUGAUGUUGAAGGAGUUACCGAAGAAGCCGUUCAAAGGCUUCCCAAACCAGCACAUCCACUCCGUCCGGAAACCGCUGAAGAGAAGGGAGCUCAUCGUGAAGGACACGACAAAAGAAAUGAAGAAGAAGAAAGACGAAGAGAACAUGAAAGACAACAGCAUCAGCAACAAUUGGAAGAAAGACGCAGAGAAUACGAGCGGCAACUGCAGGAGCAGGAAAGGCGUAGAGAGCAUGAGCGGCAACAAGUUGAGCAGCAACAGCGGGAGCACGGAGACGAGUCAGUGCAUGAGCAGCAAGAGGCGGAAAGGAGAGAGCAUGAGCGAAAAAUGCAGCAGCAACGUGCUGAAGAGGAAAGUGGACAGCAACAAAAACCUACACCCACCACUUGCGCGGCUGCUGGCGAAGAAGCUUGCAACGUGAACGCAGGUUGCAGAGAUUAUGCCGGUGGAUUUUGCUGCGAGUGUCGAACAGGUUACUACGGUAAUGGAAAGGAGUGCUUGAAGAAAGGUGAUCCUCAGCGGAUUUCUGGUUCAUUCGAAGGAGUAAUUAAUGGGAUGUCCAUCCCACGAACAGAUCUCCACACAUUCAUCACAGGCACCGAUGGAAACGCUUACACAGCUGUGUCGAAAAUCCCGUCCGAUCUCGGAUCUCCGUUUCUUCUUUUGAAUCCUAUCGGAUCCAUUAUGGGAUGGUUGUUCGCAGAUGUGCAGUCAUCGACAGCCUACAACGGCUUCCAGCUAACUGGAGGUCUGUUCAAUCGUACAGUAACUCUUCAUAUUGGCGAUCGCUACCAGGUAUCAAUUCGACAGAAGUUUAGUGGACGAGACAUCUACCACUAUUUCAAAGCUACGGUUUUUGUGUCGGGAACGUUGCCUGACAUAGCACCUGGUGCCGAAGUUCAAUUUCCUGACUACGAAGAAGAAUAUCGCAGGGAGAAGCCGGGCGUUGUUCGAUCGUACACGGGCAUGGACAUUAUACUAAGAGAAGGCGGUGAAACGAAAACGAUCAGAAUGACAGUGGACCAAUUGAUUCAAUUCGAUGAAUGUCCUCACAGAACUUUCGACAAAGACAACAACGUUGUUCUUCAUGUCAAACGAGUUCAUGUCACAUACGACGCCAGUGAGGGAAUUGUGAGAUACGGGUCUCGAAACUACGCUAAACCAGGAAGUGUCAGUUCAACGAAUCGAGAGCAGAUUCAGCCUGCGCAGCAUUCGCAUUUCGAUAGACGUCAACACGGUCAAGCUCAACAGCAGGCACAGAAUCCCGUGGAACUGAAUCGAGACUUGUGUGCGGAAGGCCGGCAUGUCUGUACACUGCCAAAUAUGCGUUGUCGUCCAGUAGAUCCGUCCUACCGUUGUGAAUGCCUGCCAGGAUAUCAAGCGAAACGUAACGAAUCAUCGCCACUCGGCUGGAAUUGUCAAGAUCUCAAUGAAUGCGAACGUGGCGAUCACACAUGCGAUCACUACGCAGUCUGUCACAAUACGGACGGAUCGUUCACAUGUCAAUGCCGACCUGGCUAUACAGGCGACGGUCAUCACUGCUCCACCUUCCAUGGAGACGAGACCAGUAUGGAGAGUGGCUUCACAACCAUGGACGCCAUUGAACUGACGCUACCACGGGGAGAGCCCGAACAACAGCCACAAUCCCAACAUCCAAAGGGUAUCAAACCAACUGUUUUUCGAAGGAAACCGCCAUCAUAUGGUCUUUCCGAUCAAUUGAUCCCUGUUCUGAGAGAUUUUUUAGGGACCUGCACCAACCACCAACAAUGUCAUCAAUGGGGUGAAUGUGCUUUUGUGGAUGGUUCACCACAUGGGCAAUGUAAAUGUCGUGGUUGGUACGUCGGCGAUGGCGUCGAUCAUUGCGGUCCUCCUCAAGAACAACGUCAUGAAGAACCACGACUGAAUGCAAAUAUUCCGAUGCGAGGAGGACAACCUUGUGGUCAGCAUGUGUGCGACGUCAACGCUGAAUGUAUGCCAUCACCAAGUGGAGGAUCCGAAUGUGUGUGCAAGGCGGGUUAUCACGGAAAUGGAAUUUCUUGUGAAUCGCUGUCCGACGACGAAGAGGAAGUCAAAACACAAGUUCCAGAGGAGACAGUCGGAAAGGUAUGUAGAGCUCACGAGGAAUGCUCUGAACAUGGUAGCUGCUCCUAUAGUAGGACUCUUGGAUACUAUCAUUGCACCUGCACAAAACCUUAUGUAGGUAAUGGAGUGGAGUGCACGUUGAAGCAUGAAGGAGCCCAGGAGCGAGAAGAACAGCAAGGUUGUGAUCGACUUCGUAAUUGUGAUCAAAAUGCCCAAUGUGUUUAUGACAGCCACAACAGAAUAUAUCGUUGUGAGUGUUACGAAGGAUAUGCAGGAGACGGUAAGACUUGUGUACAGAUCCACACUGGACGGCAGCAAUGGGAAGGGGGAGAGAAACAGCCUCAACAGUGUCGAGAUUCGACUGACUGCCACCAGAAUGGGCACUGUGUCGUGGCCGGUACGCAGGGCUACAUUUGUGAAUGUUUACCAGGAUAUCGUGGGGAUGGAGUUCGACAAUGUGCAGUAGCAGAUCAAUGCAAUCCUACGGAUCGUAGCUCAUGCCACCAGAAUGCUGAAUGCGUCUACGGGGAAGCGGAACGAGCAUAUGUUUGUAAAUGCGUUAGAGGCUUCACCGGCGAUGGAGUCCGCUGUGUCCCUCAUGCCAGACCUCAAACAUGCAGAGAGGAGCCGCGACUUUGUCAUGCAAACGCUCAAUGUGUCUACAACCACAACGAGAAUACUUUCAUCUGUGUCUGUAAACCGGGAGCAGUGGGUGAUGGUUACCAAAAAUGUGACAUUCAAGAAACUCCUCGAUGUUCCAAUUGCUCCACGCACGCCCAUUGUAGUCAGACUCACGCAGGUGGAUGGCAGUGCAAGUGCAACGCCGGCUAUCAGGGAAAUGGGCAUGUCUGCGCAGCGAUGACAUCUUGUUUGGACGACCGGUCAUUGUGCGACCCGCACGCGGAGUGUGUCCCAGGUGAAGGAGGUCACUACGUAUGCAAUUGUCUUUACGGUUAUCGCGGCAACGGAAGGACUUGCACUCCUGACUCUCAACCUCGAGAUGAAACACUCCUUGUCUCCAGAGGAAUGGCUAUAUUCCAAAGAGGAGUGAAUCCUGAAACUCCAGGAAAACAAUUGAUAGUAAUCCCUCAUCAUAUCGCUGUCGGUUUGGAUUAUGACUGCAAAGAAGACCGAAUCAUCUGGAGCGAUAUUUCCGGCCACUCAAUACGAUCGGCUUCUUUGAACGGUACUGAUCACAAGUCAUUCUACGCUGCAGAUUUGAAUAGCCCAGAAGGUGUAGCUGUGGACUGGUCGUCGAGAAAUGUCUAUUACGCGGAUUCUCUCAAAGAUGAGAUAGGAGUAGCCUCAUUGGAUGGAAAGUAUCAGAAAGCGCUUGUAACGGAAGGGUUGGUAAAUCCUAGAGCAUUGGCUCUAGACUUACACAACAGACACUUAUACUAUACCGACUGGCACCGUGAGAAUCCAGUCAUCGGAAGAGUUGACAUGGACGGACAGAACAACAGGAUAUUCCUUAAUGACGACAUACAUCUACCUAAUGGAAUCGCUAUUUUACCAAAUAGGAGAGAACUCUGCUGGGUAGACGCAGGAAAUCACAGGUUGUCGUGCAUUGGUCUAGACGGGAACAAUCGUCGGGUAGUUUUCGCUCCGCUGCAACAUCCAUUUGGACUGACACACAAUAAUGAAGCACGAUUCUAUUGGACGGACUGGAAAGACAAUCGAAUCCAUUCGGUCGGCAUUUAUGGCGAUGGUUAUGCUUCGUUCCCGAUUUCCUUAGGAGGAUCGGGGAAAGUAUAUGGAAUCUUGAGUGUACCGAAACACUGUACUGGACCAAAUACUGCCUGUUCCGUUAACAAUGGUGGUUGCCCGUAUCUUUGUUUGCCUGGCCAAGAAGAAGUGCGUUGCGAAUGUCCAUCGAACGUUGCCGUCAAAGGAUGUUAA